Molecule: messenger RNA, 624 nt
Organism: Arabis nemorensis
Lineage: Eukaryota; Viridiplantae; Streptophyta; Magnoliopsida; Brassicales; Brassicaceae
Source: the annotation of a GenBank genome assembly
AUGUCCGGUCUAGGCUCUCUCCGUCUCCUCGUGAUGUCAAAGUCAAUUAUCUGUCGUAAAAAUGUCCUUCCCCCGGAGCCGCCAGAUCCGGCGACGGUAACAUCCGUGAAAAGCGCAAACCCUUUGAAACCACCGGAACCACCAGACCCACCAGAUCCACCUGAUUCACUAUAUUCCUAUGGGCCACCGACCCUCUCCCGGAUCUACCCAUCCGCCUUGUCUCCUGUCGGUUCAGUCUAUUCAUCUGCUCUUUCUUCGGUGAACCCUCAAAGGGUCAGAUCUGAUUUGGACUCUGGUACGAGGCCCCUCACCAUCUCGCAAGUCACCUCCAAUGAGCUUGUCGAGGGCAAUUCCAGUCUCCCUCUUGAAGUCGAAUCAUCCCUCGCCCCAUGGAAACAACCAUAUCCGCCGCUUCUGUGGCCAGCCUUUCCGUCAAAGAUCUGUAGCUCGACCGUCGUCUCAAGCCCCUCAUCGCCAGCAUCUCAAAACCCUAGUAUGAAUGCCAUCCUCUUACGUCUGGGCCUAGACCAGUCUGGUUGCUCAGUAGCCCAUCUAAGACCCACAUCAAGAUUUUCAUCCUCUGUCGGCCCAGUAAUAAUCCAGGUCACAAAGCUCACACCUUAA